Molecule: messenger RNA, 2028 nt
Organism: Selaginella moellendorffii
Lineage: Eukaryota; Viridiplantae; Streptophyta; Lycopodiopsida; Selaginellales; Selaginellaceae
Product: cytochrome P450 716B1
Exons: 3
Coding region: 473-1915 (480 amino acids)
Biological process (GO): sterol metabolic process
Molecular function (GO): oxidoreductase activity, acting on paired donors, with incorporation or reduction of molecular oxygen; monooxygenase activity; iron ion binding
Source: RefSeq, a predicted model, not a curated record
AGGAUUUGAGUAUGUGCAUUUAAAAAUUGAUGUGUAACUAACAUCUUGACUAGAAUGUGUUUACAGAUACGAUCACAAUAUGCAUACUAAUACAAAUCAACCACCAACGACUUUAACCAAAGAUCGUUGGUCAGGUAGGCGAGCACAGGAGCGAGGAGCUGCGGUUUGACUAGGAGGGUAGAAGAGUGAGGAGAGUGGAACAUGGAGAAUAGACAGCGGAGAGUGGAGUGUGGAGCUUUAGAGCUUGGAGCAGGGGUUUGGAGUUGAGAGGUAGGAGAAAGAUUACCUUGCAUGGAGCAUGGUGCAAGGUGGGGCAUGGAGCGGCUAGAUCAGCAAAGGUGACUAACUUACAUUUUUUUGGAUUGGCGCUGAGUUGAUUGAUAUUUUCGUAGUUCAAAUGCACCGCAUAAGUUGUUGACUAAAUAAGGGUAUAUCCUGAUAAUGCAGAAUCCGAAGAGGGCAAGUAGACCAAAUGAUGAUAGUAGUGUUCUUUCUCGUCUCCACAGCGCUCCUCAUCCUCACCAGAUCUCUUCUUCAAUUCCUCCGGAACAGCAGCAGCAAGGGGCGCGUCCCUCCUGGGAGUCUGGGAGUCCCUGUGAUUGGCGACUCUCUGAAUUUUGUGAAAGCGCUCAAGCGCAAUGAUCCGUGGCGCUUUUACGGCGAGAAGCGGGCCAAGUACGGCCCGGUUUUCAAGAUGUCGCUGCUCGGCUCCCCUGUUGUCAUCCUGCCCGCCCCAGCAGGCCACAAAUUACUGUUCGGCAGCGAGGAGAAACUGGUAGUCAAUAGCUGGCCUGUGGGAUUCAAACGCCUUCUGGGUCCUGGUUCCCUCACUAGCCUGACGGGUGAGGAUUUCAAGCGGAUGAAGAAGGUGUUCAUGUCGUUCCUCAAGCCGGAAGCUCUACAGAGGUAUGUUCCGAGGGUGAGCCAGUUGAGCUUGAAGCACUUGGAAGAUCAUUGGGAAGCUUACGCUGGUGAAGAAUUUGCGAUCUAUCCUGCUGUCAAGAGCUUCAUAUUCUCUCUGGCCUGUAGCUCGUUCAUGAGUCUGGAGACGGAGGAGGAGCAGCUUGAGCUAGAGGAGCCGUUUGCGAUCUGGACCAAAGGACUACUCCAGCUGCCUCUGAACAUUCCAGGGACUUUGUUUCACAAGGCUCUGAAAAGGCGAGAGGUUAUCCAUGACCUUCUGGGCCGGUUGAUUUCUAAGAGGAGGCAGGAGCUCCUGCAAGGCAGGGCAUCUGAAACCAGUGAUAUGCUCUCGGUGAUGUUGUCUUACCGCAAUGAAGAUGGAAAGCCCGCUUGCACCGAUGCUGAGAUCAAAGACAAUCUGCUGCUGCUCCUCUUCGCUGCACAUGACACCAGCUCUUCAACUCUCACCCUGUCAUUGAAGUUCCUGGCUGAGAAUCCCUACUGGAGGAACCAGGUUCUUCAAGAAAAUCUGGCAAUCUCGCAGGAGAAGAGUGGUCAGGACGGCUACAGCCUGGAAUGGGAUGAUCUUCGAGGAAUGAAGGUGAGCUGGAGAGUCUUGCAAGAGACUUUGAGGUUGCAACCUCCAGCACCAAGUGGAUAUAGAAAGGUUAUCCAAGACUUCGAGUUUGGCGAUUAUCUGAUCCCCAAAGGCUGGAAGGCCUGCUGGACGGUGGUGUCUCACAAGUUGCCUGAGUUCUUCCCGGAUCCAGAAAAAUUCGAUCCAAGCCACUUCGAGGGCGACAGCCCAGCUCCAUACACAUACGUUCCAUUCGGAGGGGGUCCUCGCAUGUGUCCGGGCAACGAAUAUGCCAAGAUGGUGAUGUUGGUGCUGCUGCAUCAUCUGGUUCUGAGGUUCGACUGGCAGCUGGCCGAUCCUGACGAAGGGGUUACAAUGGAUCCCAUGCCAAUGCCACAAAAUGGACUGAAUGUCAAACUUCACAAGCGAACCUGAUUAAAGAAGUUGACUAUAGAAUCUUCCAGCUGAUUAAAAUUUGAAUCUGUAAGUUUCACAAGCAGUACUUAGCCAAAUGCUAACAAUUGAAUUGACAUUAGUGUUGAGUUCAA